GGGACAUUUCUUUUAUAUAGGUGUAAGCAUGCCUUAAGUGGUAUGUACAUACUAUUGAAUAGAGACCGCAUGGAUAUUACGUACGUGCACAUUUACAUAGCUCCAUCUCCAAUAAAGUGAUUUUUAAAUAUAAGAAAGCGAGUUGGAUAACGUAAUUUAUAUAGGUUUAGCUGUAUGGAUUUAUAAAGUUCCUAUUUAUCAACUGGUGUGUUAAACAAAGUUGCGUUUGAAUAAACUUAAGUAGAUGUAUUACGCACUCGUAUAUUUCGUUCGAAUAAAGUGACAGAUUGUGGGAUACAUUUAUGAUAAAAUUCAUAAAAUAACCAAGCCAGUGAAGAUUUUGUGUAAUGAUCUCUAUAUACAUGAGCGGAUAAUGAUUGAAUAUUCAAAGUGAUCAUCAGUCGCGUUAACCUUUUGAGUGGUCAAACUGUACGGGUUAUAUUCUACAAGUGACAGAUAGCCUCAUUACACCGUGAUGAAUACGUAAAUAAUAGUGGCUUCCGCUGAAUUCGUCUCUUCGACGGAACUAGAAGAUUAAAGCAUCCAUUGAUGGCUAUGCAGCCUUAAUUUAACCAUUUUGCCAUUUCUGCAUAAUUGCCGGGAUUUUAAAUGCCAAUCAUAGACAACUUCCAUCGGAAACAAAACAAAUCUGUAUAAUGACAGGGGACGGUUUAAAAUAAUCAAGGGCGAUUUGAAAGGUUCUCGCAAAAAAUAAAUAAAAUAAUUGCAUGUAAAAUCUGCAUUGAAGGCACGCAACAGCUUUCGACACGAUAAAGUUUCAGUUCAUUGUGACUUCUAAAUACAGGACUGUAGAUACAGAUCGUUUGUUGCGAAAGAGCAAUAACGACCUUACUGUGCAAAUAUAUUGACGUACAUGCUUGCAUUUACAGAAUAUAUACCGAGAAUAAAACACGAAGACAUUUCCGCGAUUGGAAAUUGCAUGUUUAUAUGCUUAAACCGUCGUAUAAAUUAAUACCUUUCCACACCCACUUGAUAACUGGAUAUCACCAUGGCAACCGAUGGUAUAGAAAUGACGACGUGCAUAGAAGAAAGCGAGCCACUUAAUGAAAAUGGACGUGCCAACAUAAAGGGCAACAAAAAUAGCGACUACAGCGAGUCGGCACGAGGGCUGAUCAAACAUUUCAAGAACUCGACCUACAAUACCAUUUCCGGCGCUUCAAGAGGGGAGAUGCAGGAGUCGCCGUACGCAGACAAUCGGUGGGGCUCUGAGGAUGAUAUGCUGGAGUACGAGGACGGGCCUCUUUGCACUUGUGGUCCGUGUAAAAGGCGGCGCGCUCUGACGGGCCCCGAGAAGGGCCUCAUCGUGCUGGCGCUCGUUGCUUUUGUCGUAAUUAUUGUGCUCGCUGCGCACAUGGGUGGGAAGGAUGAGGUCAAAGUACCGCCGAAAUGCGAGUCCCCUGGCUGCCUGUCUGCGGCUAGUUCCAUCCUUUCUGCCAUGGACCCGAGUGCCGACCCCUGCGAGGAUUUCCACCAGUACGCAUGUGGUGGUUGGCUGCGGGAGACGCCCAUUCCACCCGGGUACCCCAUGUGGGACCGCUUCCAGGAACUAGCGUAUAAAAACUGGUUCAUGCUCAAAACAUUCAUCGAAACACACAAAAUGGAUGGAGGUGCGCAGAAGAAGGUGCGUGACUUUUACAGAAGUUGCAUGGCAGAAAGUCAAGUGUCGCGUGCAGAAACGCUCAGCGAAUUUCGAUCACUGCUCACCAACGUCACUAGUGGCGGCGGGGCAGGGGCGCUCCCUGGAGCAGGCACUACGCAUCAGAAAUGGGACAUGACUGGAACGCUACUGUCCAUACAUAAACUAAACACCUGGCCGCUAUUCCAAGUUAUGAUUGGACCGGAUGAAAGAAACCCGAACGUCAAUAUCAUUAAGAUUGAGGCUGGUCACUCGCCGUUCCCGUACAACAUCUUCAAACAGGAGGCCGAGAGGGCGCUCAAUGAACGCAGCUCAAACAACACAGACAGUGUCAACGGCACUGAUCCCGACGCUACAUCACAACCUCAAGUAAAUGGAACCAAGAUCGAAAUGACUGACAACAAGACAGACUCCACAAACCCUGAAUACAACAUCGAUACCACAGACACUCCUGAACCUACCACAACGAAGAAAGCACACAUUAAGGAUACGCAUCCACAUCCAACGGAGAAUGUAACCGAGCUGGUAAGAGACUACCUACGCGAGACGACAGAAUUGCUCCAGGCGCUCUGGGAUCAGACUAAGGAGCAAGCUGAAAAGGAGGCACAGAACAUCCUAGAGCUUGAAAAACAACUCUCGCUGGCUCAUGAUAUAGAACUACACAUCCACAACCGGACACAGGCAUAUAACGCCAUGGCUGUGAAAGAUCUGCAAUCUAAAUGCACUAUGAUCAACUGGUCGUCCUACAUAAACAGCCUCCUGUCGGCCGGAAGUGAGGCGGUCCCUGUCGUUAACCCGGAAACGGAAGUGAUAGUCCUACACGAGAAGGCGCUCGAACAAGUCUGUGAUAUUGUGCAUGAGUACUCAAGCAACGACGAGAAAAAGAGCAUACUAGAGAGGUAUGUUUUACUGGGCCUAGCAAGGUCCAUGAAGCCCUUCUUUGACCUCACAACAUUUCAACCCGAUGUCAACCACGACGAAGAAAUGGAGGCUGAAGGUGAGCAUUGGCGUCGCUGUACCUUUUACACCAACAAGGCCUUAGGACUCGCUACCGCUGCCGUAUAUGUUAACGCGACGACAAUCGACGCGUCUCUUGCUCAGAUAACAACCCUGGUAACGUAUGUGAAGAGGGCCUUCAAGGAAUACCUCCUGAGAAAGAUAUGGAUGGACACAAAGACAAGGGAAAAUGCCGAGAAAAAGCUGGACGAGAUGAUUGAGAAAGUGAGCUACCCGUCUUUCAUUCUCAACAACACUUUCCUUUCCGAGUUCUACACCAAUUUUACUAUUGGCAAUAACUGGUUCAACAAUUUGCUCAAAUGGAGAAGGUUUACUAUUACGAACAUGGUUAAUUCUCUGAGUAAACCGUUCGACAGACUUAAUAGCUGGAUUAACCCGCCAGUGACAGUAGAGUCGGACUACAGUCCUGUCAGGAACGAUAUAAUAUUUCCCAUUGCACUUUUCCACCUUCCCAUAUAUAGUCAUGAGGGGCCCAGCGCAUUGAACUUUGGUGCGAUUGGAUCAAUAAUAGGUCACGAAAUAACACAUGCAUUUGAUAUUCAAGGACGGCAGUACGACGGUCAAGGUCGUUUGCGAGACUGGUGGGAUCCUGUGACGGCCGAGAUGUUCAACGAGACUACCCACUGUAUGAAGGACCAGUAUGACCACUUUAAGAUAGGAAACAUGACGAUACACGGAGCUCAAACGUUGGAAGAAAAUAUAGCAGAUAAUGGUGGUUUACGAGCUGCUCAUAUAGCGUACGAGUUAUGGAUGAAGGAGCACGGUGAGGAGGAGCCGGUUGCAGGACUGGACCUUGACGCCAGACAGUUGUUCUUCGUCUCCUACGCCCAACUGUACUGCUCAAAGUGGACAAUGUCUGGAGUAACGGACUUCCUCAUGAGGGACGCACACAGUCCUGGUCCUUAUAGAAUCGAGGGUGCCUUAUCCAAUUCACUUGCAUUCCCUGAUGUGUUCAAGUGCUCUUACGUAGCGAAGUACAACCCGCCUACCAAAUGCAGAGUUUGGUGAAGUACCGACUAGAAUUGUAUGUACAUUCAUGAACCAUGCAAUGCAAACCUACAAGGCACCAUCAAAAUACAUUCUGAUUAUGAUUAUGAUGGUCGAAUGAGAUGCUUAUCAAGUGUUGUGUUGUGUGAAUUUGAAAGUGAACUAAAUCCAAAUUGUUUGCGGACUGCGUCGGCAGGGCAGAUAGAUCUCAUAUUAAAUAUUGAAUGGUAUACGGCGCCUUAUUGUUACGGCGUCUUCCUGGAGCAGAUGCUUCUUUUAUUUAAUGGCUGCGGAAGUGUGUGGAAUGUUAACAUUUGUUUCUGAUGUUGGCUUUGAGCAUAUCAGAUAAAACAACAGUCAUAGGUAUAUUUUAUUCUAGUGGACAGAUUUUGUUUAAAGUUACAAUUAAACAGACAGUUGAAUUGCACAUAUUUCUUUAUUCUGUUACACAAUCAUUGUGCUUGCUUUGACUUAUUUCAGAUACACAGCUGCUAUUUAGCUUGGAAGUUGUUUUUCACACAAAAUGUUCAUGACAUUCUUUGAUCAUAUUGUUUAUACACGCUAACAGUUCAAAUAAUCAAAGUAAAUUAUGCGCUUGUUAAAUUAUAAAAGUCCAUUUAAAGGCAUUUCUCUCUGACAUUGAAAUAUAUUCCAGAUGUGUAGUUUAGGUGCCUUACCGAUGAAUGUCUGUCUGUUAAACAUUGAAUAGAGCAAUUAAUGAAAUUGUAGUCAGUUCGUCUUUUCGUCCGUGUGUCUCUUGUUGUUUUUCUCCAAGUUAUAUAUGACAAUGCGGUGGUUGAUAUAAAGAUGGGGAGCGUAAAUGUUCUGACUAUUAUAUGUAUACUUGUCAUAUAAAAUAGUAUAUGAUGUGCACCCUUUAUUAUGUAUAUAUGUAAUUUUUAUAAUGUAUUGUUUUUUCUAUGCAUAUCAAGAUCAAAGAAUUUGAAGAUCAAAAUGGGAUACCUAUUGUAUGAUUGUGUUAAAUUCAUUUGGCGUCACAAAGUCUUAAAACUCUCCAUUCAGUACGGCCCAUAUUCACUUUUAUAACAUAAUAGCAGCAAUGGUAAAAUUGAUGCAUGCUUUUAAAAUAACAUAUUUUACAAUAAUUGGUAUCAAUAUUAGUUAUAUGAAGGAAACUUUGUAAUAUUUUAAACAUCACAUUACUGAGUCUUAGUCUCAAUUUCAGGCUCAAUAUGUUAGCAAAUAUGGGCCCGGUGGAUGAAUGUCAGAAACUAUUUGUUAAAGUGUUUAAUCAAAUGUUUUGUAUUUCUAACUUAUUUCAUUGUUUGUCAAAUUCGCUUUAUAAUGUUAAGCUGGUCGCAUGUAGUUUAAAUUGCUUUUUAAAUUCACAAUAAAUACACAACAUGCUCAA
This is a messenger RNA of Mya arenaria, 5033 nucleotides long. RefSeq names its product endothelin-converting enzyme 1-like. The coding region runs from base 1010 to 3682 and encodes 890 amino acids. The record is from RefSeq and is a predicted model, not a curated record. Gene Ontology annotation, molecular function: metalloendopeptidase activity. Gene Ontology annotation, cellular component: plasma membrane. Gene Ontology annotation, biological process: protein processing. NCBI's taxonomy places the organism in Eukaryota, Metazoa, Mollusca, Bivalvia, Myida, Myidae. The transcript is spliced from 22 exons.